Seminavis robusta is the source of this 1335-nucleotide messenger RNA. NCBI's taxonomy places the organism in Eukaryota, Bacillariophyta, Bacillariophyceae, Naviculales, Naviculaceae. The record is from the annotation of a GenBank genome assembly.
AUGGAAACCUUGCAAGCCCAAGCACCCCUCGUCCCAACAACGACAAUGCUGUCAGCCAAGAAGCAGUCCAUCGACGUUCCUUUUGCGAUGGCGGUGCCCGUGCCUCUGCCGCCGCCAGAGUCGUCUUCCCUUGCCAUGGUUGUACAAGGGUCGACGAACCAAGUCGUCGAGUUCCCACAGAACGCCGCUGGCUUGGAUGAUGCCACCCUCCAAACGCUCCAGAAACAAGGCUACAGUUUGGGCAUGGCAAAAUCUCUUGGCGAGGUUAAGAAAUCCUUUGCCAAGAGGAUAUUUAUAAUUGAUAACUCCGGUUCUAUGCAGCGCAACGAUGGGCAUCGCUUGGUCGACGUCAAUGGUCGAAACACCAUCAAGGUGGUGCCCUGUACUCGCUUCGAGGAGCUCAGAGACACAAUAAACUAUCACAUUCGCCUGACUGGUUUGAUCCAAGCUCCGACGAGCUUUCGUUUGCUCAACCACCCUGUAUUGGGCGACGCACAACAGAUCUUUGGUGUUGCCGAAGGCCACGAGCCCAACAAUGACACCAUCGCCGCGGAUAUCGAACGGGGAUUGAACAUCAUGAGACGAAUCAACCCCUACGGAUGUACUCCCCUGGUCGAUCAUAUUCGAUGUAUCCACCAGGAGGUAUUGGAAAUGGCACCAGAAUUGCGUGCCAGUGGACAACGAAUCUCUGUGACAAUCGCCACAGAUGGGCUUCCCAGUGACCCUUACGGCCGCGGCGGGCCCGAACACAAUCAAGCAUUCGUGGAUAGUUUGAGACAACUAGAAGGCCUCCCAGUGUGGCUUGUCAUUCGACUCUGCACAGACGAGGAUUCGGUUGUCGAGUACUAUAAUAGCUUGGACGAAAUGUUGGAAUUGUCGGUGGAAGUUCUGGACGAUUGUGUAGGAGAAGCAGAGGAGAUUCAUCGAAUCAAUCCAUGGCUCAACUAUGGCCUACCACUCCACCGGCUCCGAGAGGUUGGCUAUCAUGAUCGGGUACUGGACAUGCUAGACGAGAGGCCUCUGACUUUGAGCGAACUCCAGGUCUUUUGCCAUUUGCUGUUUGAUGGCGCCGAUGCCAUGGAAGGUAUUCCUGACCCCAGCGUCGACUGGAACGCAUUCCUGAAGGUACUCAAGCAGCUCAUGGCAACCGAAAAGCUUCAAUGGCAGAAUCCUAUAUCGAGGCGCAUGGAGCCUUGGCUGGACAUCAAGAUGCUCGACUUCCUUUAUGGCGAUUCCUGCAACCACUUGCCGUGCCACCCACUGCAAAUCUUCCAGUGGUUUCAGUGCAUGACCUUGCCGCUGACGACUGGAACCGGUGGUGGAUUUAGAAGGUAG